GACGGACACCCAAGGGGGGAAAGUUUGAAUAAAAUACAAGAGAAUGGCACCAGUGUGGAGUGGUGGAGCAACGCUUUCGAACGGCUGAUCCCUUCAGGACUUUUGCAUUAAAAAAAGUUGCAGAAAUCGAACCGUUUCCUUCCAAUCAAUCUUCAACGAGACGUUGCAUUUUUUUUUUUUUUUUACAAAAAGGACGAUUAAAUAUGACAGCUUCUCGCAUCGCGUCAUCACUUUUACUCCUGGUGCUGAUGCAGUCCGUACCCGGCUUUUGCGCGCGGAGGUUCCGGGGUGGCCGCAAUCCGCAACCGCGACGCGCGCCGCCUCCUCCCACGUAUCGGUCGGCGAACAACCGGGGCGACACCACGGAGAGUUUCCCGCUGGAUUUCACCGCCGUGGAGGAGAACAUGGAUAACUUCAUGACUCAAGUCAAGAACCUGGCGCAGUCUCUGUAUCCGUGCUCGGCGCAGAAGCUCGACCAUGACAUGAGGCUCAACUUUCUGGAGAACGCGUCAGUCACCUGCAACGACGGAAGCCCUGCAGGGUUUUACCUGAAAGAAUCCCGAGGAAGCAGACGUUGGUUGAUAUUCCUGGAGGGAGGUUGGUACUGCUUCAACAAAGAGAACUGUGACAGCCGAUACGAGACUAUGAGGAGGCUAAUGAGCUCGUCCAAGUGGCCUCAAACUAAAACAGGCACCGGGAUCCUGUCUCCACUGCCUGAGGAAAACCCUCACUGGUGGAAUGCCAACAUGGUGUUUAUCCCGUACUGCUCCAGCGACGCGUGGAGUGGCGCCACCGCCAAAACAGAGCACAGUGGCUACGCUUUUAUGGGCUCGCUGAUCAUUCAAGAGGUCGUAAAAACCUUGCUUAAAAAGGGCCUGGACAACGCCAAGGUUCUGCUUCUGGCCGGGAGCAGUGCUGGUGGGACGGGGGUCCUGCUGAAUGUGGACCGAGUGUCGGAGCUUCUGGAGGGACUCGGACACACCGGGAUACAAGUGCGGGGCCUCUCGGAUUCUGGCUGGUUCCUGGACAACAAGCAAUAUGACUUUACCGACUGCGUGGAUGCGGUCAGCUGUGCCCCCACUGAGACCAUCAAGAGAGGAAUCAAGUACUGGGGAGGAGUGGUGCCAGAGAGGUGCAAACAAGCCCACGAAGGAGAGGAGUGGAACUGUUUCUUUGGCUACAGAGUCUUCCCAACUAUAAAAAGUCCGGUUUUUGUGGUCCAGUGGCUGUUUGACGAAGCCCAGUUGACUGUGGACAACGUUCAGUUGACAGGUCAACCAGUACAGGAAGGCCAGUGGCGUUAUAUCCAAAAUCUUGGCAUUGAGCUAAGGAACACUCUUAAAGAUGUCCCGGCCAUGUUUGCCCCCGCAUGCCUCUCACAUGAAGUUAUUAUAAGAAAUUACUGGACCGACGUGCAGGUCAAAGGCACGUCCUUGCCCCGGGCUCUGCACUGCUGGGACCGCAGCCUCCAUGACAACAGGAACAACAAAGCCCCGCCUAAAGGCUGCCCGGUGCAUUUGAUCGACAGCUGCCCGUGGCCGCACUGCAACCCCACUUGCCCCACCAUCCGAGACCAGUUCACAGGCCAGGAGAUGAAUGUCAUUCAGUUUCUUAUGCACAUGGGCUUUGACGUGCAGAAGAUGGCCCAGCAGCAGGGCAUGGACCCCAGUAAGCUACUAGGCAUGCUUAGCAGCGGCAGCUAAAGGGAACGAAUGACGGCGACAAAACACACCUACAGUAUGUUCAAGCUAAAGCCCGAGUAGGGUUGUGACUGGGUUUUUUUUUUUUUUUGGCCAGUAACCAUACCUGAUACCUCCGACCACCUUCUCUAGCUAGUCUAUAACCCUUCUGAUCUACUGUUUACUGUUUUUUUUACGAACCUCAACAUCAAAAACAGGGCUUAUACAUAUACCCUAUAAACCUUCCCUCGUAUGUCACUACUGGUCACAAGUACUGGGGCUCCGGAUGAGGCAUAACUACAGUAAACCUCGGAUAUAUCGGAUUCAAUUGUUCCCACUGGUUUUGUCCGAUAUAAGCGAAAUCCGUUAUAUGCGUAUACCGGAAAAUGUCCGUUUUACGCAUAUAUCGGAUUUAUAUCCGGUAUAUGCGUAAAUCGGAUUUUAUCCGUAAUAAAAAGGCACUUCCUUGACUAUGUUUCCAAUGUACCUGGACUGGGCAAUGAAAAGAGACGUAAGGUAAUGAGAAUUUAACUUUAUUGGACUCUGAGCAUAACAAAUUGUUAAUUAAGCUAGGCCCUGUUACGCCCGUCAGGCCUGCGUUAUUUCCAAUAGUGAGGUUAAGAUCUCAUUCACUGCUGUGCUAGUAUUAUUGACGUCACUCACUUUUAUAUUUGUCUUAAAUCUGGAGCCAGGAGAAAGACAAUAGCCAGUGACAUCAACAAGAUUAGCAUAACGAUGCGGCCAUCCGAUAUAUGCGAGGGAAAUUUAAUGGAAAUGCAUUGGAACGGGACUGGAGAUUUUGUCCGAAAUAGGCGAAAUCCGUUAUAAAAAAUCCGAUAUAUGCAAUGGAUUUUUAUUGGAAAUGCAUUACAGAAAAAUCGGUUCUUUUUUAUCUGUCCGUUGUGAGCGAAUUUCUGAUAUAUCCGAGUCCGAUAUAUCCGAGGUUUACUGUACAUAACCCUAUAAACCUUCCCUCGUAAGUCACUACUGGUCACAAGUACUGGGGCUCCAUAUGAGGCAUAACUACGGUAUUUGCUACUCAACUCGGAAUCUUGGAAUCCAGUUUUAAGGAAGCUACCACAGAUUGAAAUUAGCCGAAAACACUGCCCUGGUGCCCUAUUGUCGCCUGUUGACUUGACAACUGUAGUGUUUCAGUGUUUUGAUUAUCUACACACACCAGAGUGCCAUUUAAAGUGCCCCGUCCCGAAAACAUACUGUAGUCAUAUAAGGUACUUUUAUCAAUCCUCAGAUCAAUGCAAUGAGCAUCUAAAGGGAGACAAAUGUCUAUUGUACAUUGUUUAGAGUAUUUGUAUAGAUUCUUUCAAGUGUUCACGACUCCAUUCUUAUAUUUCAUAAUAGAGAUCACCUUUUAAUAUAAUGGCAAUGCUGUAUGUAAUGAUGUCUUUAUAAGCGAUGUCAACCGAAGGAAACGGUAUUACUAAUUGUAAUUUUAUUCUGUAACAUAUUUUUUAAAACAGGAGAAACUACAUCGGUUAUUUACAUAUUUAUUUUGCUAUGUAAAUCAUAUUUAUAAGUGCUAUUUUUUUUUUUGCAGAGAAGUGAUUCUUUGUCAAUUGUAAAUACAUGGUUGUUUUUUUUUUUCUCUUUGUGUUGACUGCAUAUCUUUGUAUGAGACCAAAAAGAAAAGACACAUUACAUACGUACAAAGGAAUGCUGUC
This is a messenger RNA of Doryrhamphus excisus (bluestripe pipefish), 3358 nucleotides long. RefSeq names its product notum, palmitoleoyl-protein carboxylesterase a (gene notum1a). Lineage: Eukaryota; Metazoa; Chordata; Actinopteri; Syngnathiformes; Syngnathidae. Gene Ontology annotation, biological process: negative regulation of canonical Wnt signaling pathway; protein depalmitoleylation. Gene Ontology annotation, molecular function: palmitoleyl hydrolase activity. The record is from RefSeq and is a predicted model, not a curated record.